GGAAGAUGUUAUCCAGCAAGUUGCAGACAUUCCCCCGGCAAUAGUGGUUUUAUUUUGAAAACAAUCAUUUCAUGCGUCAUAACAGGGUGCUGCAAUGUCUGAUGAUUCCUAUGGAUUAGGAAGUAUUGAACAGACUGCCCGUCAUUUGAAUGGCUCAAAUGUAACUGAAAGUAAUGAUUGUUUUCAAUCACACACAUCUACUAUGUCUAAAAAUCAGUCUCUUCAGGAGCAUCACAUUUUAACACAGAAUGAUAUCGCCAAUACUUAUAGAAAGGCUCAACAGGAUAUUAGAGUACAGCAGCAGAUUUAUGUUGAGCAGAAUCAUCCUUAUUUAAAUCAUGAAGAUCAAGUGGUUUUUACACAUCAAGUACCAAGCACUUCCCCUGGUCAGAAUACAUCCUCUGGAUCAUUCUCAGGUUUGGAUGGCCAAUCUCUGUACUGCACUGAAGUUCUCCCAAGUCUGUCCCCUCCCAGUCAACCAGUUCCAGUUGAGGGGGGUGGGACCAGCAGACGUCUGGUGACUGUAAAUGGAGCAGCCAGCAGCCAGCCAGUCCAGUACACCAUUAUUAUCGCAGACCCUCACCUCCAGCAGAAGACUGGCAGCAGCAGUCAAACCAUCAGCCCUGGUGCCACAAACAUUCUCCUCAACACACUAGUGCAGCAGCAACAGCAGAUCCACAAGCAGCAGCAGCAGCAGCUACAGCAACAGCAGCUACAGCAACAGCUGGUGGCCAUAACCAAGGCAGGGGGAAGCUUCAACAACUUCAUCUCCAGCUCCAAUGCAAGUAUUAUAGUCAACAACAGCAGUUUGAACGGCAGCAACAAGCUAAGCACCUUACUCAACAACGGCAACAACGGUAGUAACCUUACCAAUGGUGGCAGCAUUACCAACCCCCCACUUGUGACUGCUAAUUUAGUGGACAAUAACCUGAAUAAUAAUAACUUAGAUGGGAAAAGUAUUAGCUUCAGUAUCUCUUCCAAUAGCAAAUAUCCUGCUGCAGUGUUUGACAGUGGGGGUUCUGAAGGGGGCAUCGUCAUUCUCAACUACACAGACUCAGGCGAGUCUGGCACUGCUACUCUAGCCAACAUCAACCAGUUGGUCAGUGUGCACAGUACUAUAGCAAACAGCAACAUUGACUUCAUACCUCAGGGCUCGAAUCAUCUUGUUAAGGCGGUUAGUGAUAAAGCUACAAUUCUUUGUGCAGAUGAUAGAGGCUACAGCAAUAACCAUAGCCAUUCCUAUGAGAAACCAGACACUUUCCACAUUAAGGUUGCCUCCAGAAAUUCUGAUUCCUACGACCAUGGACAGGUGGUAGAGAAGGAGAGUUUGGAGUACAGUGAAAGCGAGGAAGCGCACCACAGCCACAUCACCCAAGUGUUGAACCCAGGAGAAGCUCACCAGCAAGAAUCCAACCCACAGAGUGACCAGUUGUCAAGGGGCAUGCACAGUGGGCGCAUCGGUGCAGGGUCAGGUCAAACUCAGAACAACCAUCAGCAGCAGCAGCAUCACAGCCCCACGUCCUCAGCCACGUCUGCUGCCAGUUCCAGCCAAGGAAUCAUGUUGUCCGCAGGACAGCCGGCAGUGCCCUCAGGAAUUUUUAGAACAGGCACUGAAAGCUCUUCAGCCCAGCAUAGACUCUCAGGGAAUACAAACUAUGUCCCCCAGCAAUACCCAAACCUCUACGGUGUACAUGGCCAGGCACCUGGACACUUGACCACUCUACAGCCCUAUCCGAACUUUUUCCAAGCAACUUCUGGACAUGUGUUUUCCCAUAAUGCUCUUAUGACUGCAUCGCCUCAAAGCCAUUAUCCACAUAUUGAGUCCUAUUCUGCUAUGUUGGCCAGUAUGGGAAGCCACGUGCAACAUCGGAGUUUUCAAGGAUCUGACAGCAGGGUGCCAAGACUACAGACACCUGGAUCGUCACUCUCUCAACGUCCGUUCCACUCCACAUCCACACCUGGAACACAGUACCCCACAAUAACAUGCACUCCCCCACACCGUCAUUCUGGCAGUAAUUCACCAAGCCCCGGGCCUCCAACAGGCUCUCAUAACCCUUCAACCCCCAGCUUAUCCUCUCACCAUUUGGAGAAGUUAGCUGCUGUGAAAGGAGGGUCUAGCCACCAGGCUAGAGAUGAUGAAUCUAGAUGUUUUGGUGAGGCACCCAACGUGCAUGAGGAUAAGGCCAGUCUUUCACCGCCCAGUCCUUACCUGCCUUCCGGUCAUGUGCCGAAGGUUUCAUUUGAUUCUGUUGUCAAGGAAUAUGGUGGCAGAGAUUCCCCUUCCAUGAGGGGAGAUGGUUAUUUUAGGCCGUCUUUGAGCGGGAAAGAAGGGAGCCUGAAGCACAGAAUUCUGACCAGGCCAUCAGACUCUGAAAUGGGGGAUGAUUUGUCUAAAGUGAGCGGAGUGCACGGCCUGAAAGAUGAGCCUAUGGCCAAGAGAGCCAAGGUGUCAGCACCAGUGUCGUACAGCGCUCCGGCCACCACUGGGCUCCAGGGUGAAGGUCAUAGGUCAAAUAGCCACCACCUCACCUCGUCUCAUCCCUCUAACAACAAUAAUAAUAACAACAACCUUGACAACCAUAGUGUCCAUUACUCGGACAGCCCUGUCGGACAGUCCUACCAGCCUCAUCUCAAUGACGACAGCACUGGGAGUAGAUACAAGCAAAAAUCCUACCACACCCCAUCCCCAUCUUGGACCUCCUCCCCGAGCUCACCAUCCUCAGACAACCCACCCUCCCACUUGCAGUACCCCACCCAUUUCAUGAAGGGCUCAAUAAUCCAGCUGGCUGAUGGGACCCUCAAACGGGUGGAAGACCUGCAGACCGAGGACUUUGUGAACAGCGCAGAGAUAUCUUCAGAUCUCAAAGUAGAUUCCAGCACAGUGGUGAAGAUAGAGGAACACCCUGACCGUGGGACUGCCAUGCUCAGCUUUUCCGUGGGGGAGCAUAGAGUCCAGGUGACGGUGGAAGCAACCCUGGAGCAUCCCUUCUUUGUGUUUGGCCAGGGCUGGUCGUCAUGCUCAGUGUCAAGAACCUUGGCCAGAUACGGCCUAGACUGCCAGAAGCUGAACGUGGGCGAUGUCUGUAUAUCCCUGACACACAAAGAUGUUAACCUCAAGGCGGUUGAGAUGAGCCAGCAACAGCAAGACCAACAGAGCUACCUUGGCGAUCCACCCAGCCAGCAGGAGCCAUUCUCACCUUCAGCAGCUCUGUCUGCCUCCUCUUCAUCCACAGCGCAGACCACCACCUCCUCGUCUCCGAGCUUACCUGUGAGCUCACCUGUUCAGGUGAAAACAGAGGGCAGUGAUUCGAACUUCCUUCCACCUUCCUCAGUUUCGAUGAAAUCAUUAAACAAACGCCGUCUGUCCCAGACCGAACUCCCCCCUCCUCAGUCAAAUAUAGUCCCAGUGAGGAAGGAAAGCGGCAGUCAUGGCACCAGGAGAAAAGUAGUGCCACACAGGAAUGAAAGUGAACCCAGAGAACAGGAAGAGGACAUGGAGGAGGAAGAGGAUUCUGACUCAACAUCCUCCCUGCGACAGAGAAGAUGGUCUGCGCCAGACCCCGGGACGGUGAAGGCAGACCAAGAGAGAGAGCGUGAAAGACUUUUGCAGGCAGAUGAAGCUCAGAAAGCUGAAGAAGCCUCUCAGAAAAGCAGCAGUGACCAUCAGUGAAUUAAAGAUAUUCUUGUAGUAUAAACCUUUCAUUUUUAAAAAGAAUAUAUUGAAACUAAAUUUCAUUUACUGAUUUAAAAGUAUAAACAAUAUGUAUGAGCUGUAAAUUUGUUACUUCCAGUUUUUCUCUGCUAAUGUAUAACUUUUGAUGUGGAUGAUGAAAUGUUUUUAAGUGUCUGAGAAAUCCAAGGUUGUAGUUAUCCCCUCUGAAACUGCUCAUUGAUUCCAAUGAAUAGAUGUGUAUAGAAUUAAAUUAAUGAACUUGUAAAUAAAUUCUUAAAAAUCAGAUUAAUAUUUUAGAAUUUUUACCAAAAACCUAUCAAGGUAUCUUUCUAAAAAAAAUUUCAGAAGUGUUAUAAAAGCAAGGAACCCUGUGAAAGUGUCUAGUUAUUUUUUUAAUGUAAAGAUUCAUGGUGGUACAUUUAUAAGAAUGAAUACUAAUACAAUAUAUUUUUGGAGAAAGUAACUAUUUUAAAUAACUUUUUCAUAUUCCUCUUCUGAAGCUAUAUAACUGAAAUCUAUUUUUAACUAUAUAGUUCUUUGGGAAAUGACAUACUUUAAGAACACAGAUUUUAUAAAGUUUAAAAAAAAAAACAUUUAAAGGAUUCAUAUAACCAAUAGCUUAAUUGUUCCUUUGUCAUUGUAACACCAUUAAAAAUAUUUUUCAUUGCUAUUUUUUGUUUAAUCGAAGCCAGAGAUCUUACCUUAAUUACUCUCACAAAAGGGGACCAAAUUAAAAUUCUCGUACAUCUGAGUAUUCUUAAAUAUAUUUUUAAAAUUCAAGUUCUAUCUUGCUGCAAAAUUUUAAUGCAUUUUAGUUUAUUAUUAUGACAGAAGUUGAAACAAAUUCUUUUAACCUGUUUAAUUUUUAGAUUUAUUUGUUCUGGAAUCAUAUCCAAGUAAAGUAUUGACAUCCAUUUUAAAAAAAAAACUUUUUUAUGCCUAUUCAAAUUACUUGAUCUUAAACAUUAAUUAAUUGCAAUUUUUGGACUACAUAACUUAAAUGCUGAGUUUUAAGUAUGGCCCCAUUCUGAUCAAAGCUAGUGGUCUUAAAAGGUUUUCAAUUGUAAUCAUUAGACCAGCACAGAGGGGAAACAAGCAGAAGCCUUAGUAUUUUAAAUAAAUCUCUUUUUGUUUUAUAGAAACAUAAAAAGCAAUGAAAUUCUUGUGUGUAUGCUAUUUUUUUGUAACGACAAAAUGUGAUUUUUAUUUUUCAAGAUUAAAUUUGUAUCAUAUGUAUAAAUACUAUUCUGCAUCACUCUUUACAUAAGAGAUAAAAAUGAACCCUUUAAAAUGUGAUACCAUAUAUUAUUAUUAAAUUAUCUAAAUUUUAAAGGUAUUGAGAAGAGGAAUGUCUUAAGUUUUUGUGUGCUACUCUUUAUACAUCGUAUAUAUUUGUGCAGUCUGUUGUUUUCUAAUUAAAUUAAUAUUUGCUUUACCUAUUUAAAAGAGGGUGAUAAGAAUAUACAGCAAGCUGUUACUUUUGACUUGAAAGCAGCUAAACUAUAAACUUCAAUCCACCCUAUUUCCUAGUUUUAGAAAAAUGUAUUCAAACUUAGUAUAUUUUAUAUAAGUCAGUGGAAUUUCUAGCAACUUUCUUAUUCAUUCAUAAAAUUUACCCAUGUUGAUUUAUAUCUUAACUUUAAAAAAAUGUGUAUUUGUCUUUUUUUUUUAAUUGUAGAAGUAUACCAUAUUGAUUUUAAUAUGUAUAAUACUGUAAAGGGUAAUUUUAAAAAGAAAAUUAAAAGGUGCAUACUUCAUGUUGGUUUUAAAUAUAAAUAUAAAUCUUCAAGAUGGUUCAUUUUUUUUACUAACAAUAACUUGCCAGUCGUUUUUAUUCAACUAAAGAUUAAAGUACUGAGAUAAAAUAAGUUUGUAAGUCUACAUGUGUUUCAACCUUUUUUUAAAAAAUAAAUCGCUUUACUAGGCAUUUUAAGUUUCCUUAUUUUAAAAAAACUAGUUCUAAUUUAUAUCGUGUCAUUUCUUCAAAGUCAUGAUUAAGGCUUACUAAUGUUUUGAUUCUUAAUAUCUAAAAAACACAAUAAAAAUGAAUUCUUUGUCUUACUUCUCAGUACUAUCUAAAUAGGUCAGUUUUAAAAGUUUUAAAAUAAUUAUGUUCUAAUUAUUUUUUAUAUUCAAAAAAUAUUUAGUCUUUUAUCUUGGGCAACUUUUUAGCAUCAUCCUUUUAAAACAUGCAGUAUUAUAAAAAUUUUUUUAGCUUCAUUUGAUUUUACAGUGAAUGUUUUUAAGAAAGAAAUGCUAAACAGAAUACCAUUUUUAAAAUAUUCUUUUUAUUUUAAAAAUCACUUGUAACUCUUGUUAACAGUGGAUGUAUUAUUUGAGGUGAUCAAAUUUUCUUAUAAAGAUCCAGUAACAAAAAUUGUAACAAUUUUAAAGUCUCUCUUGAUUAUUAUUCUCUUAUCAAGACAAUGUAAAUAUCCUUCCUACAUUUUUCUCAUUUAAUGUGCAGCGGUCUUUAUAAUGCUACUCUGUACAUAUUAACAUUGUAACAAGCUUAAAAAACAACCACUAGCUAGCCACUCAGUUUUUAGUAUCAUCAAUUCAUAACAUGACUCCUCAAUAGGCAAAUUACAGACAUAAAUAUCUGGGCUGGGUUGCUUGAAAAUAAAACAUUUUGAUAGAAAUUGUUAUUUUGUGAUGACAUUUCUGUAACAGCAACUUUCAAUUAAUUGUAAUUGAUCAUUGUGCUAAAAAAAAUGUAAGUAAACUUGCAACAUGACGUUACUUGUAUAAAAAUUCUCUGGUUAAAGGAUUCGUAUUAGUAAGACGUAGAGUUUAUAUUAAUAAACAGUGUCUUUCAUGUGUGUUAGUAUGUGUAUAAAUGAAUAUAUAUACUACCAUAAAAAUAUGUGUAUUAUGUGUGUAUAUAUACAUGUAUAUAUACAUAUACACUUAUGUAAUAUAUUUCCUUACAUUCUACCUAAACAAUUUAGAUGUGAUUAGAUGGAUUCAUGUACCAGUUUUACAUUAAGCACAAACUUCCUUAUAUUUUCCUCAUUAAUAAUUUUGUAAAAUAUUAAUCUUGUAUUUCACUUUGAUAGACUUCUCUUAAUCUAUAAAUUUUUUAAUAUUAAUCAGCACAAAUCUGUGUCUUCGGAUAGAUUUUACUUUAAACUUUGACGUUUUAUUUAUGAAAGGAAAUAAUUUUGUCAAAUUUAGAAUAAAGUGGGUAAUAUUUUAAUUUUUAAAAUGUUUUAAAAUUGUCUUUUCAAGAAAUAUUUUUUAGCUGAUUAAAUAGCUUGAUAAAUAUUUAAUAAUUGGAGGCUUGUAAUUAUCUUUGAAUUGUUUCUGAAUUCACUACUCUCAGUGCAGCACCCAUAACAAUUUAUUCUAAAAUAUAUAUUACUCAUUAUUGUGUUUUUCAUGUUUAAUUAUAUUUUCUUGAUAAAUAAAUUGAAAAUGGAUUAAAUGUUUAAACCAUUACAUUUAUUGCACCUCUCAUUUAAAUAGUGGAUGCUGUUCAUUAAUUGAUCUAUCUACUAUUGUUGAUGUUUUCUUGAAAGUUUAUUUUAAUAUGAGCUUUGACUUUUUUAUAAACUUUAACAGUUGAAUACUACCUUGUUUUCAAUAUAGUUUAAAUAUAUUGAUGAACAAAAAAUAAUAAAGAAAAGUAUUACACCUUUGGUGUAAGGUACGGUAGAGAAAUGAAAGUGAUGUGACUCUAUGCUUCUUGUGAUAUUUGCAAAUAUUGUACAUUUUCUUUUAAAUUUUGAAUUAAGUUAAAUUGAAGAUAUUUUUUCCCUCUUUAUUUUAUUGUUUAUGUGUUCAAUCAAUACAUGUGUGGAACAAGGUGAAAACCAAAGUAAGCAGCCUUAGUAUUUGUAUAUAGAAACUUGACUCUUCACUACAGAAAGUUUAAGAUAUUAAGAAUGUUUUUUAAGUUGUGUGUAUUUGUUUUGGAACUGAAGAAAAUGUGUUUUCUGGUAAAAAUUUAAUAAAUGAAGAAGAAAAAUUAGUUGAGCUAACAUUUAGCUCUACUUCAUCUGUAUGAUACUCAACAAAAUUUUUAAUCAUUGAAUGCUGGAAAUAAACUGUUCAAAAAUUCUAAAAAUGUCGGCAAAUUUUUGAAAAUUGUUUUAUAACUUUUAUGUAAGUGCUUGUCCACUGAGGGAUGUAGAUACAAAACUAAAUGACAAAAAAUACAGAACAGACACUAGAUCAAGAGCACUUAGUGAAAACAAAAUAAAGUUAUACUGCUAAAAUGACAGAGUACUUUGCAUUAGAUGUAUUAAGUUUGUUAAUUAAUUAAUCUUCUUGUCAGGGCACAUGAUUUGUAAUAAUGUAGUUACGCUCCUGCAAAUGAUCAUGGAAAGUAGAAGUUAUCACUAGUUAAAUCCUGAACUGCAUAAGCUACUGAGACUCCAUUGGCCAUCAUACAUGCUGACCAUGUCUAAAACAACUAGUUUCUUUUGGACACUCUCCAAAAACCAGACAACUAGUUCUCAGGGUCUCUAGAACACUUUCAUUGGGUCACUUGUAGUAUGUGUGUGACCUUUAUACUUUAUCAUUAUUUACACCAGCACAAGGAGUUUUUUUUAUUGGCCUUCAUCCAUGGAAGUCAUACAAGUAUCUUGAUUAUUUUAAGUUAAUAUGGUCUUGUUACAAAAUCCUUAAAGUACAGUUUGAAAUAUGCCUGAUAUAUUUAACCAAAACGUCUAGUGAUGUUGCUUACACAUUUAGGAGCACCAUAAAGACACCUAUCAAACCUGUGCUAUUUAAUUCUUACACUAAUCAACUGGAAAUAGGUUUUUUUUUUUACAUUUUGUCAUGUCUUCAUAAUAGAGUUAAGUGCAAAAGAUAAUUUUAUAUAAAAAAUAGAAUUCCUGUCUGUGAAGCAAAGACUAUGUAGUACAGUUUAAAUCCCUACUCAUUAUAAGUAAGCCUAGAAAGCAGCCUAAUCUGUUUUAGACAUAAGUUAACCUAAUGUAAAUCCUGACUUGAAAUGGCUAAAAUUAUACUUCCAAAAAUUAUUUUAUUGGUUAAAUCAUAACUCAAACUGAUUAAUGUUGAUACAUCCUUAACCCUUUUUUUUAAAAAUAGUUUUAAAAGAUUAGUAGUCUCGUUAAAUUUUAUAUCAAAUAGCAAUGAUACUGUAUAUCAUUACAAUUAUCUUUUUUUUUUUCAAGAAAAAUUAUUCAUAUUAUUAGCUGAUUUUUUUUUUUAUGUCUUAUGUACAUAGUAUUUUCCAAUUUGAAAUAGCAUUUAGUGCACUGGCAUUCAUUUAAUAGUCAUUCAGUUUUAUUUCCAAUUUGGCAUUGUCUCUUCUGUGAUCUGUCAAUUUUAAAAACUUUUUAACUGUUUUAUUUUUUAUUUUAAAUGUAUUUGUUGCUGUUUUUUUUUUUAUCUAAUCCCUCAGAUCCACUGGCCACAUGUUACAUAAGUUUGAUCUUUGACUUCUGUUGUAUGUAAAUAAGUAUGAUUGUAUGAAUGAUCUCAUACCAUAGGCAUUUUACCAAAGUCAGAAGCAAUUUUAAACUUGUUUAAAAAUUUUAUUUUAUUUGUUUUAGCUCAUAGUAGGUGAGAGUGAAUUAAAACUAAAGGGAAUUCGUAAAAUUUUAAAUCAUAUUUAAUUUUGACGUGACCAUAAAUCAUAAACAUAAAAAAAAAAAAAAAUAGGCGUAAAUGUAACAUUAAACUUCAGCCUUAAUUUUUCAUAGACUAACAGAAAUGAAGAAAAAGAAAUUUCAGCAGAUAAAAUUGUUAUGGCAUCUUAGAAAAAAAUUACCAAAAUGUCCUUCUUGUUUUUGUUUUUUUUUUUAAAUUAUUGUUCUAUUUUUUUUACCUACUAGACAGGUUCUAGCCUCUAUGUUCAAUGUGGAGCAGCUAAAGUAGGAAGGAGAGUCUGUACAUAGAUAACUUGAUACAGUUUUUUUUUUCUCUUCCUCUACAAGUUAAUUUGGUUCUGUAACUCCAUUGUUUCUAGGUGGUUGUUCUGGAGCUGCCUGUUCAUGUCUCCUGUUCUUCAGUGUUGGUGUCUUAGCUUCACAUUGUGGUGAUGGCAUUGUGUCUGGGCAUCUAUUUACUGAUGUCUAAUGCUCAUUGUCUCCCCUGUACAUAAUCUUUCAAGGUUGUAAGCACCCCCCCCCCCCCCCCACACCUCAUCCCAACCCUGUCCAACAAAUAUGAAUCCAUUUCAGUUUGUUACUGUAUACCCAUAUCUGUAUGUAUACUUUUCUCAAAAUGCAUUUUUUUCUAUAAAACAAAAAAAAUAUUUGCAAAUGCUUGUUAUGACAUCUGAACAGAUGUUGUCAAAGAAUAUUUUGAAUUUUUAUUGAAUGCUGUACAUUGUAGUGCUACUUUGGUUAUCAUGUCAAAUAAAAAAAAGAUAUAUGUUGAUUUC
Molecule: messenger RNA, 10031 nt
Organism: Physella acuta
Lineage: Eukaryota; Metazoa; Mollusca; Gastropoda; Physidae
Product: hybrid signal transduction histidine kinase A
Biological process (GO): regulation of DNA-templated transcription
Molecular function (GO): protein binding; RNA binding
Source: RefSeq, a predicted model, not a curated record